This is a messenger RNA of Lycium barbarum (goji berry), 2390 nucleotides long. RefSeq names its product putative late blight resistance protein homolog R1A-10. Gene Ontology annotation, biological process: defense response to other organism. NCBI's taxonomy places the organism in Eukaryota, Viridiplantae, Streptophyta, Magnoliopsida, Solanales, Solanaceae. The transcript is spliced from 2 exons. The coding region runs from base 57 to 1643 and encodes 528 amino acids. Gene Ontology annotation, molecular function: ADP binding. The record is from RefSeq and is a predicted model, not a curated record.
UCCAUUGUUCCUCCAUCACUAGAGAGAACAUCAAGUUCAUCAAAGCAAAGGACGUGAUGGUCGGCUUUGAACAAGAGACUGAAAUGCUUACGGAGCAACUUGUGACAGGACCUCGGGAAUUAGAUUUGAUCUCUAUUUUUGGAAUGCCAGGACUAGGCAAAACAACUUUAGCUAAGAAAUUGUAUAAUCAUGAAGCAAUUUACAAUCGCUUCGAUAUUCGCUUGUGGUGUUGCUCUUCCCAAUCUUAUGAUAAGAGAGCUCUCUUAUUUCAAUUAUUGGGUCUUAUUUCUGAGCUUGAUGAUAGUACUAAAAAUAUGAGUAAUGAUGAACUAGCUGAGAAGCUAUACAAACAUUUGAAGAGAAAGAGGUACCUCAUUGUUGUGGAUGAUAUUUGGAGUCAUGAGGUAUGGGAUGAUAUAAAGAGACCAUUUCCAGAUGAUGAUAACGGAAGUAGGAUUAUUUUAACUACCAGACUUGAAUCAAUCGCCACAUAUGCCAUGAUCUCUUCGAAUCCUCAUCACCUUCGUUUGUUCACUGAAGAAGAAAGUUGGAUGCUAAUGAAGGAGAAGGUAUUCAAAGAAGACAACUAUUGUCCUCAAGAAAUCGAGGAGAUUGGUAAGCAAAUAGCGAGAAAGUGUGGAGGAUUACCCCUUGCAGUUGUACUGGUAGCUGGUCUUCUUGCAAAACAUGAUCAUAAGAAAGUAAUUUACUGGCAAGACGUCGCUGAAAGUUUGAAGUCAAAAAUGCAAGGUUGCAUGGAUAUAAUUGAAUCGAGUUACCAACACCUGCCCAUUCAUUUGAAAAAAUGCUUUCUCUACUUUGCUUCAUUUCUAGAGGAACAGAAAGUUCCUGUUCAAAAACUGAUACGAUUAUGGAUCGCCAAAAUUUUUGUUGAAGCCAGUACUGGAUCGAAGAGCUUAGAGAUGGUUGCAAUGGAUUACUUGAUGGAUUUAAUUAGGAGCAACCUAGUGAUGGUGGCUAAACUAAAUUUCUCAGGGGAGCUCAAAGCCGUCCAUAUUCAUGACUUAAUACACGAAUUUACCCUGAUGAAAGCUAAAAGUGGCAACUUUUCGCUGAGGAUACAUGAUCAGUGUAUGAUUAUAUGUCCAUCUUCCAGAGGCAGUUCCGGACGUCUGAAUAUCGUAGCACCAGCUUGUGAAGUUAGUUUUGGACGAAAUAUCACCACCUUACGAUUCAGUCCCAGUGUAAAUUCUCCUUUGGUUGAUUUAGCUUUGACUGGAUCCUGGAAACACCUGAGAGUAUUAGAUUUGAGUUCCGUAAAGCUGCGUAAGACACUUGUAGAUGCAUUACAAUAUCUGAUUCAUUUGAAGUAUUCGGAGCUGCGGUAUUCUGAUUACAUUCCGUUUCCUAUAUGCAACCUGACGGAGCUACAGACAUUUAUAGUGACUGGAAUCUAUCGUAAAGACUGCAUUCCAAAUUCCAUUUGGGAUAUGAGAAGCUUGAGGCAUCUUCAUAUAAGUAGUAUAUAUGCCUGUCAACUAUUACAGGAUCUUGACAACUUAAUAACCUGUUCCAAUCUGGUUAUUUUUCCUGGGGUGUGUUACAAGAAAUUUAUGAAAAGAUUACCCAAUCUUGAAAAGCUCAGUUGUCGACUAUAUGGUUCUGGAAGAAUCUCUUGUUAAAGCUAGUUAAUGAUUGAAGCUAGCUAAGUUGGUGUGAAUGAGAAAUGGAGGGAAAAAAAUAAUGGAAGGAAAAUGAAGUUCAAAGCAAAGUUCCUUUGAAAAAGGAGCCUUGUACCACAUUGGUGGUAAAAAGGGAAAGUUAUGUGCUUAUAUUAGAAAGCACUUCCUCUAGCUCUUAAAGGGUCAAGAAGAGGGACUCCCCUCGCGCCGUCGUCGUCGCUCGGCUCGGAUUUGGAUUUGGAUUUGGAUUUGGUCAAAUGAUCUGAUCGUUGCCACAUUUGAGUUCGCCGAAGUCGUAGGCGUUUGAGGUACCGCCACUCCUACGACAGGUAUAUCCGUUAUAUCCUGGGAGGAAAUAAUCUGUAACCUCGGGUACAGUGAGGGGGUUAAAUUCCUUAAGGACACACAGUGAAUUCUGUGGUCUCGGAUAUUUUUAUUCACACAGUUGCUGUUUUCAUUUUCUACUUACUGGUUUUCUUUCCAGUUUCUAAUUCUGCUUUACAACAGUUCUGAACACGGGAGGAUAACAAGCUUAAGGAAUUUAUCAAUUAUUUCUGUGUUCACUUGUUGUUGUUUAACGAUUACAGAACGUUAUUUGGAAGAAAAAAAAAUUGUUUUUCGUUAACAUAAAACAGUGCUGUCCACAAAAUAAAAGAAACUUGUGUCUUUGUUGUUUGCAUGUAACGAACUUGUAUGUUGCUUGGAGACUAAAAUCUUCAGAUUUUCUACUCCGGUUGAGAUUAAAGU